Puccinia graminis f. sp. tritici CRL 75-36-700-3 is the source of this 345-nucleotide messenger RNA. RefSeq lists its product as uncharacterized. The record is from RefSeq and is a predicted model, not a curated record. The coding region runs from base 1 to 345 and encodes 114 amino acids. The transcript is spliced from 2 exons. NCBI's taxonomy places the organism in Eukaryota, Fungi, Basidiomycota, Pucciniomycetes, Pucciniales, Pucciniaceae.
AUGGGUGAAAUCCUUGUGAUAUGUUGUCCAGUGUUGGGGCACUUCUACCGAUCCAAGAAACUCGACCGACCUACAGGAAAUAAGAAGGCCAAGUUUCUCAACCUACUUGCUGUAAAAGAUCUAGAGUGGAAGGAAGAUGUUGCAAGCGCUCACAAGAAACUUGCUACUGAAUCGACUCGACUAAAAGACAUCUUCACCAAUGACUUGCAAUCCCUCAAAUUGAUGGCUGACAAUGGAGAAACUGCUGCAGAGCUCACCAUCAUGACCCAGAGCCUCAAUGGUCUUGAUGAUGAGCAGCAGGAGUACUUUAAGCUCAAGAGGGCUCAAAUCCUCCAAUCUCUUUGA